GGAGUAGAUUCUGAAGAAUCUCAACUGCUGGUGUUUCAUACUCAUGUGACAUAUAGGCAGGGGCGGACCCACGUUGAAAGUGGUGGGGUCAGCUGACACCACAAAAAAAAUUCCUUAUUAAUAGCAUGAAUAAAAUAAAUUGAACCUACAAACUUUUGAUUCUCUAAACCCACAAAAAAAUGUUUGGACCCACAGGCUAAAGCCCAACAUAUUUGGCGAUGGAUCUAACAAUUAGAAAAAUAAAUUUUAAAAAAUUUUGUUUCCUAAACCCUUUUAACAUAUUUAACCUAUUUUUUUCUCUGUUUCUAGAAUAGAUUUUUUAUUGUGUUUUCAACUUCCUUCUCUUCUCUUCUCCAAAUCCAUAGUGCAUUCUAUGUAAACUCAGAUUUUACAAUUAAGCUUUUAUAUUAUUGUCUUCUACUAACGUUAAUCAAUUACUAGGUGAUAACCCGCGCCCUACGUGGGGGUGAGUAGAUUUAAAAAUAUUAUCUUUCAAUUUGUAGACAUAAUAAAGGUUAAAGUCAUAGUAAGAAAAAUAUAUGUAAGAAAAUACGGGUUAUAGCUAAGAAUUUUAGUAUGUCAAUAUAAAUUUAUAUGUGAUCGACUUUAAAAUUAAAUUGUAUAUUUGUUUGCAUAAAGGUAAAUUAUAAAUAUAAGAUUAAAUGAAACAUAAGCAAUAGUUUAAUAAAAUAUGAAAGGAACAAUGUAUCAGAAAACAAAAGAAAAUAAAAAAAAUAGAGACAAAAUAACUGUUGUCAAUAAUGUCUUUAGAAGUCUUCGUUUGCAAUCCUAUUAUGAGCAAUAAAAAGAGAUCAUCUUGCGAAAUUAAACAUAUUAUUUUAAAAAAUCUUCCCUUAGUUUUUUGUGUUUGCUAGAAAUAUAAUGCUAAAGGAGUUUAGAGAAGGAGGAAAUGGAGAGGAGAUGUAAACGAACACGUCUACUAUUUAUAUAUGAACGGAGCCUAGGUCUUUCCUCACCACGCCAAAGUUAAUACUGUAUAUACUACUUGCCUUGUUGUACAAAAUUGUGAAAUGUUUGGAUGUCAAAUAGAUAACAAAAUGAAGUUCUAGUCCCGCAAAUUUAAUUUCAAAAAUAUUCUCCGGUCGAUUAAGGUAAGUGUAAAUCAAAGAUGGACAAUUUGAAAUUCGUAAUAACUUUGAAACUAGAGUUGAACCCGCGCGUCCGCGCGGAAAUUCAUUUUUUCUUUUGAUUCCAUUUUUAUUAUUUUUGGUAAAAUAUGUUUUGGUAUAGUAUUGAUAGGGCAAGCUAAGUUACUGAUUCAUCUGUUGUUGCUGUACAUUACAAACGUCUACAGUUAGAACCAUUUCAAGCGACACUUCCUCACAGGAGGUGUUUUGUUUCCACGUAUGUAAGCAUUUAACUUGAACUCACCAUGAUGUUUUAAAAAGUUUGAGAUUUUUGAGAAAAGUAAAAAUUGUUUUCUUAGACAUGUUUAGUUUGUUUUGUGAAUAAAAAUGCGCUUAAACAUAACAUGAAUGAGAUUAUAUAUUUUUUUGUUUCAAGUGUGUAGGUUAAAUAAAAAAUCUUAACUAAAUCAUGAUUUGAACGUAUUGAAAACAGAAUAUACGUUUUUGAUAUUUUUUAAUAUCCAGUCCUUAAAGGUUUAUCAUUUUUUGUUAGCUAAUAUAGGAAAUUUUGAUUUACUAACAAAAUAUAAUAGCAUCCAAUAAGAAUGUAGUUAAAAAGGUAUAUUCGUAUAUUUAGUUAAGUAAAACUUGAUUCACACGUUUCGAAAACAUAAUAUGCAGAUAUUUACGUGGUAAGAUUAAUAUGGUUUUAGUAGAUGUGGUUGUUUAAAAAUAGGGAAGGUAUUUGGAAUGUAAUUGAUUUUAGUAAAAUACGAAAUUAUUAGUUUGUUUCUGUGCAUCGAAAAUAUAUGUAGAUUCUAACUAACCAAAUAAAGUAUUUUAAGUAUAUUUUAUAUUUUAUACAAACCUACUGUUUGAUUCGGAAUUUUUUUGACGAAACCAGAAACAAACCCGACAAUCUAAUCACUGUUUAUUUUAUGUUAUAGGUUUUAUUCAAUUGGUGUAUAAUAGUAGUCAAUCGAAUUAUGAUAGAUUGGUAUUGAUACAGCAUAGAAAACUAAACCGAGGUAUAGUUGGUUAUGAAACACGUUAAUUUCGGGUGAGUAUGUAAAUUUAGUUAAGCUGGUUUAGUAAUAUUGUAAAAUGAUGCUGCUAAAAGGCAGUGGCAGAUUUUGUAAUAUUGAACAUGAAAGAAUGGUUAAUUACCAGUUGAAACACGUUUGUUUUUAUUUCUGCAGACUAAAUUAAACCAAGGCAAUAUUGGAUAACAAACCACGUUAUUUUAGGUGCACUCGGUUUUGAAAAAUUUAUUAUGCAGGGUUAGUAAGUUAAAACGGUUGUGUUUUAAGGAAGUGGCAUAGAAGGGUAAUUAUUCAGGAAAACUCAGGGUCAAAUCUUAUUUGUACUCCUGUUUUAAUAGUUUAGAUGGUAUAAUUUGAUUCAAAUAACAUCUAUGGUACUUAAGUUAAAUCCGUGAUAUAGAAAUUUUUUUUUUUAAUUCAACUUUUUCCUUGAAUACGCUAACAUUCUAAACUUUUUUUGUAUAAUAUAUUCGAUCCCGUGAUCAAGUCAAUUUGAAAUAACCUUUAAAAUUUGAAGCAUUAAUUUUUGGGAAUAAUCCAUUAAUUGUGUUGCUUUGAAUAUAAAAGAUCAUAAAACGAUUUGGCAUAUUAUACUUUGACUAAAUUAAAUCUAAGAAAUGGUCAUGGUACUUUCAUAUGGUCAUGGCAUAUUACCUCUUCGUACCAUGACUAAUUAGCAUUACAAUUGAAGUGAUAAUUAUGGAAACAGAACAAUUAUGGUUAACAUGCAAUGGAGGAGAUUUGAAGCUCAUAUUAGAUUUUCAAAACAUUAUGAUAAACAUGGUUAACUUGUUGGAGGAUGAGAUAUGAACUGCAAUCAUGGUUAUGAUAUUUUCUUACAAAUGGGCGUAUCAAGCUUAAAGAACCAAUUCGAAGUGCAAAGAACUUAAUAUAAAGAAGUUUAAUAGAUUAAAGAACCAAUCGUUUACUUAAGCUUAAAGAAUUAUCACCACACAUAUACUUGGAUAUAUUGUCAAGGUUCUUCACCGAGGAACAUAAUUAUAACAAUAAAGACUCUCUUUGAAUGGUAAUAAAAUGUUUCCUUAUUUAAAGAUCCGAUUUUUUUAAAGAUCCAAAUGUAAUGUUGUGAAGAUAAUUUUGCUCGAAAAUCUUAUAAUAUAAUGUAAUGACCAGUGACAUUUGUUUGUAAUUAGUCUAGUUGAGGAAGGGCUUUUAAAAAAAUGAGGUGAGAGAGCUUGUGGUGAUGACACCUAGGAAACGACACACAUGUAAUAAACACAUGAAGCCAAUGUUAUUUUUUAUCAAUGCUCCUCAAAUAAUAAAAAAGGGAUAUAUGUACGUUACAACAAUUUAGUUUUACGUAAUUGUUAAUUUUUUAACAAACUCAAUUGAACUUUUUUUUGUUCUUAGUCUACAGAUGAGAAAUUGUCGCUUUUGUUUUGUUUCUAUGUAUAUUAUAUCUUUUUAAUAAUAUAUUUUAUAUUUUUUCAGCAGAAUCAAUGGAAAACUUUGUGAAUUUAAAAAAGAAAAGAGCCAUCCUCGUCUUGUGAUUUAGAUGAUUUACCAUGGGAUCCUGCUGAUCGGAAAAAAUAUCUGAAUACCCUUCAAAUCAAAGAGAUGGGGUAAUUCGUAGAUAUUUGAUUAGAGGUCCUUGCCAACCUCAUGGUCAUAUCUUUAAACAGAAAAUGAUAUCAGGUGCAAUGAGACGAUUUAAUCAUGCUUGGUUUGAUCAGUAUAAGAACUGGUUAGAGUAUAGUAUUAAGAAAGACGCUGCGUAUUGCCUAUGUUGUUACUUGUUUAGAGAUAGUAAUGGAAAAGGUGGAAAAACUGAUGCAUUGAGUAACGAAGGUUUUUCUAACUGGAAUAAGUUUAGUAGGCUUGCAGAGCAUGUGGGACAAGUUAAUAGCUUUCAUAAUAAUGCAGUUAUGAAAUGUGAAAACUUGAUGAGACAAGGUCAGUCUAUUAAGCAUACUUUGCAUAAGCAGGAUGAUAUUACCAAGAAUGAGUGUCGAAUUCGGUUAAAUGCUUCAAUUGAUGUUUCCAAAUGUUUGUUGCGACAAGGUCUUCCUUUUCGUGGUCAUGAUGAGUCAGAAACAUCUGCUGAUAAAGGAAAUUUUAUGGAGCUUCGGAAAUACACUGCUGAGCAAAAUGAAGCUGUGAGUAAGGUUGUCUUACAAAAUGCUCCAGGAAAUAAUCAGAUGGUGUCUUCGAAGAUUCAAAAAUAUAUUGCGCAUUGCUUUGCAGAAGUAAUCAAAUCUAUUAUUGAAGAAAUUGAUCAUGACGUUUUUUGUUUGCUGGUUGAUGAAUCUGCUGACGUUUCCGAUAAAGAACAAAUGGCAGUAGUAGUUUGGUUUGUUGAUAAAAGUGGGAAUGUCAAAGAAAGAUUCAUUAGCAUUAUACAUGUGGCUGAGACAUCUUCAGCAUAUCUGAAAUCUGCUAUUGAUUCUUUGUUUGCUAAGCUUGGGUUGAGCAUAAAAAUGUUGAGAGGACAAGGUUACGAUAGCGCAAGUAAUAUGAAAUGUGAAUACAAUGGACUAAGGUCACCGAUUUUACGGGAAAACACCUCAGCUUAUUGUGUCCAUUGUUUUGCUCAUCAACUUCAAUUGGUUGUUGUGGCUGUUGCAAAAAAACAUUUUGAGGUUGGAGGAUUCUUUGAUAUGAUUUCUCUAUUGUUGAAUGUGGUUGGAGCUUCAUGUAAGAGAAAGUAUAAGAUUAAAGAAGAUCAUAGAAAAAUGAUUGAGGAAGAUAUUCUUGAUGGUAAAAUCAACACAUGAAAAGUGUUGAAUCAAGAGGUUGCUAUUCAGAGACCAGGGCAGACACGUUGGGGUUCUCACUACAGAACUUUGUUGCGUUUGAUUGAGUUAUUUUCUCCCAUCAUCAAUGUGCUUAAACAUAUUCAGAAUGAGAGCUUGGAAGACUCGAAAAGGCGACAAGCAUAUGGUCUUCUUGUAUACUUCCAGGAUUUUGAUUUUGUGUUUUAUUUGCAAAUGAUGGUUCACCUUUUAGGACUUACAGAUAGCUUAUCCAAAGCUUUGCAACAAAGGGAUCAAGACAUUUUGAAUGCUAUGUCACUGGUGAAGUUAACAAUGAGAUAACUCCAAGAUUUCAGAGAUAAUGGGUGGCAUUCUUUGAUGGAUAAGGUCCUUUCUUUUUGUGAGAAGUAUGAAAUUGAGAAGGUUGAUAUGGAAGAUGAAUUUAUUCACCCAAAGAGACCAAGGAAAAAAACAGGAAUACAAAACAUGCAUCACUACAAGGUCAAUUGGUUAUAUGCUGUUUUGGAUUUGCAACUUCAAGAAUUUAAUGAUCGCUUUACUGAGGUAAACACCGAGUUGCUUACAUGUGUUGCUUCUUUAUCUCCUAUUGGUUCAUUUUCUGAGUUUGACCAAUCGAAGUUGAUGAAAUUAGCCAAAUUAUAUCCAUUGCUUUCGAUCCCGUAAUACCUUGCUUUCCCAUUUUUGAUGUAUCCCAAAGAUCCUGAUCGUCCACCAUUGACUCCGGGAGAUUCCGAUCUGCCAUCGGAACCCUGGAGCCAGCUCUGGUAGAGAGCCUCAGUGCAUAUGUCGUACGAAACCCCAAAUCGGCUCAGAAUCGUCAAAAUCGCAUGCUUACCAAAACGGUGCAAAUGUCAUAGUGUAGCUUUUAUGCUAUUUACGUUUGCAUGAGAGAUAUCUAUGAGACUAUUUCUUAAUGUUUCAAGGGUUUAGAGAUUUGAAUUGGUUUUUCAUUAUGCAAUAUUAGUAAGAGCUCUGACCCCUAAUUUUAAGCCUUCACUGUGUCUUUUUUUUUGUUGCUUAAAUGUGACUACGAAUCUAGGCUUUACUGAUACGUUUCAUGUUUGAUAAUGUUAUGUGUUCAGUUUUAAUUGAUGUUAUGGUUAGACAACAUUUUUACUAGCAACUCAAAUGUUUCACACCAAAACCAUUAGAAUGUUUGAGGAUCUUGAGGAUAUUGAUUAUAUAUUGUCUCUGAUUAAAAAAAGUAUUGAAACGGGAGUGAACCUGAUGAGGAUUGAGAUGGAUAUGUUUGAACUUGAAAUUGGCUAUUUGUCAUGACUCAUGAUGUAUAUGAAGAUGAUG
Molecule: messenger RNA, 6168 nt
Organism: Brassica napus (rape)
Lineage: Eukaryota; Viridiplantae; Streptophyta; Magnoliopsida; Brassicales; Brassicaceae
Product: zinc finger MYM-type protein 1-like
Exons: 1
Coding region: 3778-4866 (362 amino acids)
Source: RefSeq, a predicted model, not a curated record